GCCAUCCAAAGCAAAACAGAUCAGUGAGCUAAGAUACACCACUCCUUUUCCCCGACCCCCAUUGCUUCCACCAUGAGAUCGAAAUCUUCCAUGGCCAGAAACUUGGUCACCACCUCCAUCAUCCCUGUAUGUUCCCUUUCUCAUCGCCAAGACUCGUUGAAUCUACAGGAAACCCACAAUCCGAGCAAAACCAAAAUAUUCAGCACACAAAAAACCCACCCCCAUCCUCCUUGCCUCCUACAUCUGCUAUUGCUCCUCCCCCCUCGCUCUCGUUCCCAUAACCCUACUGUCGCUUCCACCUCUGAUGGGAUCGUUCUCCCGAGGAUUAUUUUUGUUACCGAAGAUGAUGACCAAGAACCCACACCUGGGAUCCAAAGAACCCAUGCACUGGGUUCCUUUGCACCCAGCACGCUUGGGUUCGGGAAUGCUGGAAAAGGUAAAGUGGUUGAGCAGGGCAAGAAUGACAAUAAAGAACAAGGUUUGGUGGGUACCAAUCAAAAUUCCAAGGAGUGUGUUUUUAAGGAUAUCAUGAAUGAUCCUGGCAGAAUCAACGCAAUGACAGUUCACCAACUCAAGGCUGCAUUGCGGAAUGCUGGCCUCCCUGCCAAAGGUUGCAAGAGUGACCUUGUAUCUGCCUUGAAGACUUAUUUGGAUAAGCAAUUAGAUGGUGAAAGUUCUCAUUUAGGAGAUGAACAACUUUCCUCCAUUUCUGCUCAAGGCAUCUCAGUGGCAGGAAAGACUAACACAUCAGGUGAACUUGAUGCUAAAAUUGUCAUGAAAGGAAGAAGCUUUCAAUCAAGGGUAAUGUUUCAGAAGCCUUCUCAACCAAUCAGGAAAGCAUCUUUGGUUAUUGAUGGCAAAGACACUAAUGAUGGAGUUAAUGUUCCAAUGAGUCAACAUCAACCAUGGACAAUUUUUGCCCACAAGAAGCCUCAGAAAGGGUGGAUAGCCUAUAAUCCAGGAAUCAUGAGGCCUCCACCACUUACAGGAGAUACUAAAUGUAUGAAGCGAAUGUCUUGGAAUGUGAACAGGCUGAGAGCGCUGCUGAAGUUAGAGGGGUUCUCUGCUCUUGAGCUUGCUAAAAGGGAAAACUUUGAUGUAUUGUGCUUACAGGAAACGAAACUGCAGGAGAAAGAUGUUGAGUCAAUCAAACACUCUCUUUUAGAGGGAUAUGAGAAUAGCUUCUGGACAAGCAGGGUUUCCAAACUUGGCUAUUCCGGUACAGCAAUUAUAUUCUGGAUAAAGCCGCUUUCAGUCAGUUAUGGCCUGGGCAUAUCAGAUCAUGUUAGUGAAGGUCGUCUGGUGACAGCUGAAUUUGAUACAUUUUAUUUGCUAAGUGCCUAUGUUCCUAAUUCUGGAGAUGGCUUGAGAAGGCUGCCAUACAGGAUUACAGAAUGGGAUCAAUCUCUGAGCAAUUACAUGAAGGAGCUGGAAAAGUCAAAGCCUGUCAUUUUGACAGGUGAUCUCAAUUGUGCACAUGAAGCGAUAGACAUUUAUGACCCUAUUGCAUCAUCUUCUUGGUCUUGGCAAUCGUGUUCCAGUAUUUUAACUUCACAGCAGAUUCAAACUUCUAGGGUAUCUACAAGAAAGUUUCAGAAAAUUGAAAAACUACUGAUGCCUGAUACCAAUUUUGAGUGGCUUGUCGAGUGCAAUGCAGCAUUGGCAUCUAUCUGCUUCAUGAUUUUGCUUGGAUUUGUAGAUGACGUCCUGGAUGUUCCUUGGAGAGUGAAACUAUUACUGCCAUCAUUUGCUACUCUUUUCCUAUUGAAGGCAUAUGCUGGACAUACAACCAUCAUUAUUCCAAAGCCUCUAAUUCCAUAUGUUGGGCUAGAGGUGUUGGAUCUAGGAUGGAUCUAUAAAUUAUAUAUGGCACUUCUGGUAGUCUUCUGCACGAAUUUCAUCAACAUUCAUGCUGGUUUGAAUGGUCUUGAAGUUGGGCAAACAGUUGUCAUUGCAUUUGCUAUUAUGGUACAUAAUAUCAUGCAAAUUGGAGCAUCUUCAAACCCUGAGUAUCAACAUGCCCAUGCAUUCUCUAUUUGUCUUCUUUUCAGCUUCCUCAAAUGUCCUCGGCAUCGUCUGCCUAGGUUCAAUCCUGAAACUGGACUACUUACUGGGACACCUGACUGUACACUAGUUAACUUUUACUUGAGAAUAUUUGGGCCAAAAUCAGAAAAGUCACUCUGCAUCCACCUCCUCAUUGUUCAGGCUGUAGGAUGCUGCUUCUGUUUCCUCCUGAGGUACUUACUUGCUGGUUGGUAUAAAUAAGGCAGCGGCAUUAAAGAGCUGGAAAAUCUCAUCCUAACAAACAUUUGAGUUGUUCUAUACAUCCUUCGGUGGAAACAAAUGACCUGCGAUUUUGGACAUUGUUCGGGAGCGAAAACUGACAAUGGUAUUGAAGCAUUAAUGUACUUUUUGUGAGAUCACCAUGCAACUACAUCUUGUAUUUGUCUUAAUUUUUCUGUUCAGCUGUCUUUUUGACUUCUUUUUUGUUAGUAUGAGUUAGUUGUUAGCAACUGGGAUUCUAAAAUGAUGAAUAUUCCACCCCUCAAAUGAGGCACGCAGACAUUAGGCUGCAAGUUAGUAAAGUUCACGGCGGUGGCAGGACUCGAAGCACUGACCUCUGCCUCACCCAAGUCCUAAGGCUUGGGGGCGAACCAUUGGACCUCAGGUCCAGUUCGCGUCUUUU
This is a messenger RNA of Rubroshorea leprosula, 2686 nucleotides long. NCBI's taxonomy places the organism in Eukaryota, Viridiplantae, Streptophyta, Magnoliopsida, Malvales, Dipterocarpaceae. The record is from the annotation of a GenBank genome assembly.